GCGAGCCGAAAGAGGCUGUCGUCAUACGUAGAAGGCUGGAUCAUAUACUUAACCGGAGGGGGCGGGGGGGUUUCAGAGAUGGCGGCCUUGCUGUGCCGGGGUGCGUGGGGAAGUCCUUCUGGGGUUUUGCAGAGUUUGGCAAAAAAUAAAGUACAGCCAGUCAGUUGGAUUCGGCAGAAAUUUACAAGAUCACGUAUUCCUGAAUCGGUAUUUCAGCCACGACCUGGUGAUCAUGAAAAAUAUGGUGGCGAUCCAGAGCAGCCUCACAAACUUCACCUUAUCUGUAGGAUCAGAAGUGGAAGAAGGCGUCCUUAUUGGGAAAAGGAUAUGCUAACGUAUUUUGGAUUGGGAAAGCGGUUCGAGCCUGUAGUGCACAAAAACAUUCCUUCUGUGAAUGAAAAACUGAAGGUCAUCAAACACCUAGUAAGCAUCAAGCCAUUAAAGUUACCCCAUGGAAUUCCAACUGAAGAGGAGAUGUCUGAUUGUUAUCUUAACAGUAAAGGAGAGCUAAUAAUUCGCCGUCGUCUACAACCAGUGGAACAGAAAACCAUAGACUCAUCGUAACAUGCAGUAAAUUUGUAUAAUAAAUAUAAUCUUACACUGAAAACUAUGUUAACAUUGUU
Molecule: messenger RNA, 623 nt
Organism: Gekko japonicus
Lineage: Eukaryota; Metazoa; Chordata; Lepidosauria; Squamata; Gekkonidae
Gene: MRPL30
Product: mitochondrial ribosomal protein L30
Exons: 5
Coding region: 79-564 (161 amino acids)
Biological process (GO): translation
Cellular component (GO): large ribosomal subunit; mitochondrion
Molecular function (GO): structural constituent of ribosome
Source: RefSeq, a predicted model, not a curated record